UCCAAGCUCUUUUCCUUACUUCUUUGGGAAAGAUGCCCUUUUUACUUUCCUGCUUCACAUCAUCACAAAGAACAACAGUAAUAAUGGGGUUCACCUUGCAAGGCUCUCCUCCACUUGCAUUCACAUCACCCGGUUCCUCUUUCUUCACAGAGCGAUCGGCCAAUGUGACACUAAGCCUCGUAGUCUUUAGUUCACCUAUGUCUAGCCUCUUAAAAAGCUUAAAUAACAUCAUAUUUAUGCUCGCCACUAAGUCCUCCAAGGAAUUUUCUAUGUGAUGAGAACCGAUGCAAAGAGUUAUAGGGAAACUACCUGGAUCGGGUUUCUUCUUGGGCAACCUGUUGAGGAUGAAGGCUGAGAACUCUUCGCCUAGGGUGACAUUGGCGAGGUCUUUGAACUUCGGCUUCUUGGAGAGAAGCCCCUUGAGGUAUCUUGAAUACCUUGGCAUGUGGGCCAUUGCUUCAAGGAAGAGAAUGUUGAGGUGGAGCUUUCGGAGCAUCUACAUGAAACCUCCACAUUCCUCUUCCAAUCUUGAAUACCUUGCUAUAAUGUUGUUUCCUCUAGCAUUGGCAAUGAAACUCACUUACUCCUUGAGGGUACUUGUCUCCUUCAUCGCUUGGCAAUCCGCAAUUUCAUGAUUAGUGCUUGAACACCAAUCACAAGACAUCACCGCUCUCUUCCCUUGCUUAUUGUCCUCAAGGAUCACCUCGAUCAACUUGUCAAGCUUCCUAUCAAGUGGAGCACAUGCUCCCACACUUCGCACUCCUCUUUUGGUGCUUCUCUUCCCACUUCUUGUCAAGCCCCAAUCCUUUAAGAGCCAUAUCUUCGAGCAAAUCGUCCAUUUGAGGAGGGUUCAUGUUCAUCAACUUCCAUUGGCAAAGAGAGUCGAUGAGAAUUUUUCAUCUUAAAUGAGUCUUCCAUAGAAUGUUUCUAUACAAAAUUUCUCCUCGAAUCCAUGACGAGGGCAUUGGAGGAAGUAGUCGGAGAAUCUUUCCCAUGCAUCCCUCAAUGUCUCAUACUCCUCUUUCUCAAAGUGAGUGAUCUUCUUUCUCCACUCGGCCGUCUUGGAAGAAGGACAAUAUCGGGUCAUGAACUUAUUGAGUAAAUCGUCCCAAGUGGUGAUGGAUAGAGCCAGACGGCUGUUGAGCCAUCAGAGUGCCUUCCCCUCCAAAGAAUAAGGGAAAAGCCUCAAUCGCAAUGCCUCCUCGGGGAUGCCAUUUAUCUUCAAGCUUCUCGCUAGCUCAAGAACCUUUGGACAUGCUCUCGUGGUGAUUCAUUGGAAAGCCCAUGAAAGUAGGCAUUGUUUUGAAUCAUCGUCACAAGAGUGGGCUUGAUUUCAAAGUUGUUGGCGGCCACGGGUAGAUUUAAGAUACGAAUUGGAUAUCCGACGCCCAUGGAGCCAUAAAUAUCCCAUAGUCCUUGGCUCUUCCUCGGCUCCCGCUUCCACAUUUGGGUUUGGAAGCGGAUUAGCCCCUCAGUGUUGAUUCCUCGCCAUCUCAACUUCAACUUCUCCUUCAAUUCCUUCAAACCUGGGACCAACUUGUUGUCCCCUCUUCACUUCUCCUUCUUGCCUCCACUUGUUCCCUCUCUCGAUCUAAAAGUCGGAGAUUUCGGUUGAUGUCCUCGUCCAGUAAUGUUAAAGGCGCCAGAUUGCUCCAGGUCAUGCACCUCCCUACACACACUUAAACUCUUAAAGAACACAACACGUCUAGCACAAACAAACUUCACUCUUAACAACACUGACAAUAAAAGCUAGAUUAACACCAAACACACUUUUCAGGAUAACGAACCAAAGGUCCCCGACAACGGCGCCAAAAACUUAACUCGAUCUGACUAUCACAAUAAAAGUCCACCUAAGGCCCAAGUAUAAACCUUAGAUGGGUGCGAUAUAGGUCAAGUAUGUUUAAAUAUCGACUCGGGUCGGCCCAUGUACCGCUACUUCGAUUGUUUGAAACAUUAUCUAGCAGAUAGUUUUGGUUAAAACUAAGAUCUAAAACUAAAGUACUUUUCAAAGAUGAAAUGGUUUUGAAACUAAUUGAGAAGGCUUCACCCGGGUGUUGCUCCCCCUACCUAAAAAUUACGACUUGAAGGAUCGAAUGACCGUGUGUGGUAGGGGGGGGGGGGGUUAUAUAAACCGCAGGGAAGUCUAACAAGUAGCCAAAGCUACCCUCUUAGUCUCUAGGUCGAGGAAAUGGGAUAUGAUACAAACCGCUAAUUCGACCCUCUCAACCUUGAAUUGGAGUUCACCUUCGAAUUGGAGUUCGGACGACCACCCACAACCAAAUGCUAAGGGCUAAUACGAAAUAGGAGGUUUGCCCUGCGUUAACCUAACUAGGAGACAACGAAUUGCCCACGAAAACCAAACAUUCAAGACUCUUUCAAAUAAAGGAAGGGGGUUUUCUCUCUAUCUAGGUUAGAAUGACAAUUAGAUUGAUAGGCUUUCACACAACACGACACAAUCAUUCAUGAAUAAUACCUCCACAUUCACAUUAAAUACACCACACACAAAUCAUUCAAAUCAUACAAGCUUUCACAUAAUUGUAGCUAGGGUUUACAAACACCCAAGUGAAAGAAGGGACUACUCCAUGCUAGGAGAAGGGAAAACACAAGGGAGAAGAAAGAAAACCAUAAAAAAGAUGCUAGCCUUGCUCCUUGUGUUGAAGAGAUCCUCCGUUGGGGAAGGAAUUCUCGAAUCCUUGCUUGGAGACGAAACCCUAGCUUCUCCUCUUCUUUGGUUCGUCACUUUCUUACUCUAAAAAUCUGAAGAAGAAGUUUCUCACACUAGACCUCCCCCUUUCUUUUUCCUUUCAACUAGCUCUUUAUAUGAGAUGGUGCCCAUUUCACGACCCAAGUUCACGGCCGUGAACAUCAAAACGUGUCCGUGAACACAGUGUGCUGAACCAAAACGCACCGCUUCACUUCUUGGGUUCGGUUUGUGGUUGCAGUUCACGGUCUUAGCGAGUGUGAACGACCUUGGCGUCAGUAACCUCAAAAACCCCCUGGACGCUUUUAGAUUCACGGUUUGUGGUCCCAGUUCACGGUCCGGGAGGCUGUGAACUCCAAUGGCAGACCGUGAACACAAGCUGUUUCCUCCUCUUUGCCCGGUCUUUGCUCCUUUUCUUCCAACUUUCGAAUUCGAGGUUGGUUUCACCUGUUAGGAUCUGAAACACACUGAAACACAAGAAACCUAGCAUAAAACCACCCCUUUUGGAGCUCAAUUGCAACAAACGCAAAAUAUAAACGUGGAUAAAAAGUGUACUAUUAGACCCGAAUCACAUUGCAACAUUAAAUUGUUCAAAAUCUCAAAAUCCUAGGCCACCGUCAAACUUGCUGUGACAGAGCGUCUUCCAGAACGUCCAAUGAAAGCCAUCAUCAUGGUCUUGAUCAGCCCGCCAAAACUUGGAAACAUAGCCAUUCAAUCGCCCGCAAGUGGAGAGUGGUAAAAGAAAGCAAGACAUAGCAAAUAAUGGGAGAGCAACCCACACAGAUUUUACCAGAAUCUCAUUACCUUUAAAUUAUAAAAUAAUUUUUUUAUUUCCUGUCCAAAUUUUCUGUCGCCGGUCACCAGAAUUUUGUCUGUGGAAUAUGCUAUUGUCGCCGGAAUAUGUUAACAAUCGCCGAAAUCCUCUUAUCGUGGCCGAAAUAUGCUCAACGUCUCCAGAAUAUGCGCACUAUAGACGAAAUCAGAUCACCAUGGUAGAAAUAUGCUUAUCGACGUCGAAAUCUAGUCAUCGGGGCCGGAAUAUACUUAUUAGUGCCGGAAUCCGGUCACCGAAUGUCAUCAAAGCUUGGUUAAAAGUCUUCGUUGACCAGUCAGUGAUCAACGAUCACUGAAUAUUGUGGUAUGCAAAGUGAGAUUCAUGGUUUGGUUUCUCGUGAUUUUGGUACGCCUUUUGUGGUGUGCUUUAUCGUGUUUGUGGUUUGAAUUAAGAAGUUUCUGGUGUGCUUUCGGAAAUUUUGUAGUUUGCUUUGUGAGGUUUCUAGCUUGUUUUAAUAUAUUUGUGAUAUGUAUUACGACAUUUCUGGUUUGCUUUACGGUGUAUGUGGUUUGCAUCAGGAGGUUUUUGGUGUGCUUUUCGAAAUAUUUGUGGUAUAUGAUUUGUGGGAUUUCUGGUAUAGUUUAGGAGACUUGUGGUGUGCAUUAGGAGAUUUUUUGUAUGCCUUUUGUGGUAUGCUUUAUCGUGUUUGUGGUUUGCAUUAUUAAGUUUUUUGUGUGCUUUCGAAAAUUAUGGGGUUUGCUUAGUGGGGUUUCUGGUAUGUUUUAAUAGAUUUGUGGUAUGUAU
Molecule: messenger RNA, 4280 nt
Organism: Linum trigynum
Lineage: Eukaryota; Viridiplantae; Streptophyta; Magnoliopsida; Malpighiales; Linaceae
Source: the annotation of a GenBank genome assembly